Molecule: messenger RNA, 2947 nt
Organism: Clupea harengus (Atlantic herring)
Lineage: Eukaryota; Metazoa; Chordata; Actinopteri; Clupeiformes; Clupeidae
Cellular component (GO): cytoplasm
Molecular function (GO): D-aminoacyl-tRNA deacylase activity
Source: RefSeq, a predicted model, not a curated record
ACAAGUUUCGCUUGACCAUGGAAGACGAAAGCUGUAAUUGUAGUAUAAUUGUGCUAAUGGCCCAGUGAUUACUGAAGUUUUUUCACAGCAGCAUUUUCUCUUAAAUGUAUUUGUUUUUGAAGCUUAGAUCGUCACUACCCGAUCCUAGUCGCUACCCGAUCCUAGUCGCGCAUGCUCAGACACAAAUGGUUUACGGCAGGAGGCUCAUCAUCAACAUAUGGAGCAUGUCUUAAUGCAUAAUGAUGAAUUUCCAGUAUUUUGACGAUGUGGAACAUUAUGUACGCUUUGGAACUCACAGACAAGACCAACAGCACCCCAGGCGUAUAAGAACAGCAAGUAAACAUUUUUUCUUGAAAGAUGACGGUCUUUGGCAUUUUGAUGACCAACGGCAACGCAAAGUCCUACGCAGCCCAGAAGAAGUGAAGUGUGUGCUCAAACAAUACCACAAUGAGAAGAGCCACAAGAAUAGGACGCUGACUAUCAAACAGGUUACAGGACUUUUCUACUGGGGUUCCAUGAGGAAAGAUAUAAACAAAUGGGUUGACAACUGUGAAAGAUGCCGUCAAAAAUAUUGCUAUUCCCAAAACAAAACGCCAAAGCACUGCAUUUGCUACGGAUGUGAAAGUAGCAUGGUAUCAAACAGUGAAGACGAGAGCCUGACCUUUCACAGGUUCCCCAAAAGUGAUUACGAGAGAUUCAAGCUUUGGAUCUCCUAUACCAAACGGGAUUCAUGGUCUCUAACCAAAAGAUCUUUCCUGUGCUCCAAGCACUUCACAGAGGACUGCUUUGAUCACUCAGGAGAGAGUGUAUCUCUCAAACCCGAUGCAGUCCCCACUGUGGCAAUGGCCUCAGACAUUAAACAGGAGAGCAAUGAAGAUGACGCUGACCCUUCCCAAGACCUGACAGAAGAUCAUAUAGAGCAUCCGUAUGCGAUGGAUUCAGAGAGGGCGGAGUUGGGGGGUUUGGGCGAUCUAGUGUGGGAAAAUGACCCAAACAGCAGAAAGGAUCCUGCUUUCUCCAGGUAUGAUGCAGUGGAGAGGUACUUGAGGACAGGGACAUUUUUAAAGGAGUGGUUGCCGGACAUGAAGAAUUAUGUCAGAGGGGCCUCAAAGCGCUUCUGUCUGGAAGGUGAUGUUCUGUAUUACUGCCGAAGAACCAGACGCUGUAGAGUACUUCGAAGUCGAGCGCAGGUCAAUGCGGUGUUGAGGGAACAUCACGAUAACCAAGGUCAUUACGGCACAAAGCGAUGCAUUACCACCAUCGCUGAGAGAUACUACUGGGGAACUAUGAUGGGGGACACUGAACUGUGGGUUGGCAACUGUCAACUCUGCCUGAAUAGGGAUGAAACAUCCCAGAAGUUUCACUGCUCUGUGAAGGGCUGCAACAAUCAAAAUGGGCCGGUGGAGAGAAGUCUGGGCCUGACCUUUCAUCGGUUUCCUCUUAAUGACCCCGAGAGGCUCAAGUGGAGCCAGUGGAUAAAAAACACACACAUAAGCACGUGGUCUCCACACACCAGAUCAAGGGUCUGCUCCAAUCAUUUCACCGAAGACUGCUUUGAGCGCGUGGCCAAGGAAAAGCAGCUGAAAGCUGAUGCUGUUCCCACCCUGUUACUUGGCCAGCCUCGGCUAGAGGGAACACAAGGAUCAGAUGCAGAAAAUAACUUGGAAAAUAACCAGCGCACCUUUUUCUCAAAAUAUGAAGCUGUGCACAAAUACUUGAGCGAAGGCGCCUAUCCUCAAGGUUUGAAUGGUGUGGAGAAAAAUACACUGCGGAGACUCUGUAAAAGAUUUGCUCUACAUGAUGAUGUGCUUUUUUUCGCCACAAACCACAACCGACGCAGAGUGGUCAGGAACAAAGAGGAUGUCCAGGCCACCCUCACGGCGUACCACAAUGAGAUGAACCACCUGGACGUGGACAAGUGCAUCACGCUCAUCUCUAAGCACUUCCACUGGGGCUCGCUGAAGGCCGAUGUCCGGUGUUGGAUCCAGAGGUGCGAGGAGUGCUCUGCUGCCCGUGCACCUGCCCCACAGCCCGCCCCACAGCCCUGUGCCAGUCCAGACAGUCUAGAAUGCGAUGACCAUGAAUAUUUCAGCCAGACCCAGGCUUCAAGUCCGUCAGGCACAGACACGGCCAGCUCAACAGCUGGGGACGUGAAACGAGUCAAGGCUGUUGCUCAGGCAGAGCCAGUGGAAUCAGUUCACUUGGGCUCUGGCACAUCUGGGUAUCAUGCUGUUAAGAGAAGUGCUCCUCUGGAUAGCGCCGGACUUCCGCCAAAGAAGCGUAGAAAAGAUGGAGAUGUGCUCCCCAUGUCCAGCGCCUUACAGAAUUCACAGGUCCAUUUGGAUAAGGGUUUGCCAGUGCUGGACAGGAUGGAACCUUUGCGUGCAAGGACAGUUUUGCAACAGUGCUCACAAGCAAUAAUUAAAAUACAUAAUGCAAGUUACAAAAGGAUUGAUGCUGGCUUAGUGAUAUAUUUGAGUUUUUUCCAAGAAGCCACAGAGGAUAUUAUCCCAAAGAUGGUGAGGACCUUGCUGGGGGCCAAGUUGUUCCAUGUCGGAGGAGGAGAACCCUCAUCUGUGCUGGAUCUUCCUGGGAGUGUUCUCAUAGUUCCACAAGACUCGCUAACAGGAACACUGAAAAACUGCAAGUUUCAGUAUUUGCAGAGAAUUGAUGCCUUGAAUGGACAGCGGCUUUACAAGAACUUUGUGUCCCAGUGUGAGAGAGCUUUGGCAUCUUCCAAAAGGAGUGUGGAAGCCAAAUGUAUUGUCAAGUAUGGGGUUUACGGUCAGAAACAGACAGUUAACAUCAGUUCAGAUGAGCCACUCACUCAUGUUGUGGAAUUCUAGAAACACUUGUCGUUCAGAAGUUGUAUGUGCACAGAAAUGCUUGUGUGGAAUAUUCGGUGUGUUAUAUGUGAAAAUCAAAUAAUAAAUCUGAUGGUACAGUG